Messenger RNA from Oryctolagus cuniculus (rabbit), 3025 nucleotides. NCBI's taxonomy places the organism in Eukaryota, Metazoa, Chordata, Mammalia, Lagomorpha, Leporidae. The record is from RefSeq and is a predicted model, not a curated record.
UGCAUGGAGACCAAGCCUUGCUCUCUUUCCUGUUUUUGUCAAAUGGUCACGCUGUAACUGACAUACAGUGAGAUUCCCCUUUCUAAUGUGACUUUUGACAAUCAAGGUAGGGAACAGGAGCAGCUGGCCACUCAGCAUUACUUCCCAGAUGCUCGUUCCCCACAUCCCUUCUCUGUCUUCUACUCUUCCAGCCAGAGGCUCAUAAAAUGGAAUCACUUGGGUCUGGCUUCUUUCACUUAACCCUACUGGUCUUUGAAACGGGGCUACACAGUAUCACACCAUAUACAUAUCUAGUUUGCCAGUUGAGGCUGGGCCUGGAGCCCCACGCCCGAGGCGGGACCGCCCUGCUGCUAUGGCUCCCGAGACCCUCUCAGGAACCAGUGUCUUUUUUCUGCUAUGUUAUUUUGUUUUGCAGGCUGAGAGCAACUGUGGUUUGGGGCAAGGAUGUUUGCCUUGAGCAAAGGGCAUUGAACCUGGGCCAGCUCCCCUUGGCUGGGGAGCAGCUCCCUCAGCAGUGGCCCUGAGAACGCCACAGGCCGGCCGGUUGUGGGUCCUGGAGAAUGGCCGUGUGUGGACACUGGGAAGGGUGAGCUGACAGUAGCUCUCCCUUCAGCUUCCUGUGUGCUGAAGAGGAGCCUGCCGGAAGCCGCUUCUGCGGAGAGAGCACUUCUUGGCCUAAACCCCUCCUCAAGUCCUUGAAGCUUUUCCUGAGAUCUGGUUCUGUAGAAAACACGUUUCACCCUUCCUGCUACCCACUGUGCCCAAGGCCUUUGGAUUUUGCCUUUGGCAGCAUCCAUCUGCUGUCACGUUUCCACCGUCACAGGCCAAGAUGUGCCUGGGUGACCUUUCAUUUCUCGGCUUCACUCUUAAUCCCACCAUCCACACGCCACACAGGAGGCAGAGGGGGCUUUUGAAAAACUGCAGAUCUGAUCCUGUCCUGCUGAAAUCCCCACUGAAGUAUUCUCAUUAAGGCCCUGUCUGCCAGGCCGCUGCUCAUCCUGCCUCCCGCCCUGGUCCCCUCGAAACUGUUGUGAGUGUGCCCAGGCCCCCUUGCUCCUGUCUCAGAACCUUGCUACCUUUUGCUGCCUCCCGAUCUCCUUUUCCUUUCCUCCUUUAAUCCAGAUUCUGCCUCCUCUGGGCCUCCUGUGGCUUUCCCUCAUCUCUUUCCUAGCACGUCUUACACAGUUUUGUUAUCCAACUAACUGUUCUCUGCCACCGAGGUGUGCAAGACGCACCAGGGCAAGACGAAAUCUGUUUUGCUCACUAUGAUAUUUGCUAAGUGAAUGGACGAUCAUAACUAAUGAAAAACUCAAUGUCAAGACCACUGGACACACCCUGAGCAAAACGCAGCAGACCAAGCUCACCGUGGGCAGCAUGGGCCUGGGCUUGAUCAUCAUCCAGCAUGGGCCCUACCUGCAGAUUACGCACCUCCUCAAGAAGAGCCCUGCAGCCAAGGACGGGAAACUCCGGCCAGGUGACUGUGGUUUCCCACCCUCCUCUCUGCCUUCAGAGGGUCAUGUGUUUGCAGUAUACCCAUAAAGGUGAUGUACUCAUUAGCGUUGGCCAUGCUAAUGUGUUAGGAUAUACGCUUCGAGAGUUUUUACAGCUUUUGCAACAGACUACCAUAGGAACGGUACUAGGAAUCAAGGUCUAUCGAAGUUUUAUUGACAUACCCAAAGAAUGGCAAGAAAUCCGAGAUUUGAUCCCAGAGACCAAAUUCCCAGUAACAAGCGCACCAAAAAAACCCCAGGAGGCAAAAGAUGAAUCUUUCACAAGCAGCGAGGACAAUGAAGAAGUCGUUUUAGAUAAAAGACUUAAAUAUUACAGGUAUCCUCGGUCCAUGGGGCAUCACCCUGCAAUGAAACCAGUAUCUAUUUCCAAAGAAUGGCAUGGCUAUAAAAAGAAGAACCAGACUAUCAGUGUGGGGAAAGACAUUAGCUGUGAUGUGAUGAUUCACAAGGAUAAGGAAGUGAGAGCCCCUUCUCCAUACUGGACAAUGGCGAAACAAGACCGAGAAAGCUCUUCCUCCUCCUCCAUCUCCUCUGCCUCGGAUGCGUUUUGGCUGGAAGACUAUGCCCAAGCGGAAAAGGGCAAAGGUCAUCCACCAUCCAGUGUUAAGCACUAACCUGCCACUCUAUGGCUGUAACAGCAUUUAUCUUGAAAACUCCUAAUUUCUGUGCAUCACCACAUACAGAUUUGCUCCACUUACAGGAAUCCAUGCAGACUUUUAGAUGAAAUCUCUUUCGUGACUGUGCUCCAAGCCUUCGGGGACUGGCUCCAGUGUGAGAUCUGUCAACUCCCAUGGGCUUUUGCAGGCCUCACAAAUCUUAUUCCCAGAACAGCAACAUCAUCCAGAUGAUCAGGACCUUCCUUUCUGAGAACUUCUCAACUUUUAGAAACACAGUAGAGGAACUCAACAUCAGAAUGUCUGAACACAGCAAAAAGCUUCCCUUUUAAAGUGGUCAUUUCUUUGAAUGAGGACGACACAUAUACCUGAGCUAACAAGGAAGCUGUUUGCAGAUCUGAUAGUAAAGGGCCGACUGCAUCCACACUGCAGACGGGAAUCAGACGGCAUGAGAACAACUCAAGACAGCCCAAGAAAGCCUAUGCAUUCCUUUGGCAACUGGAUCGUGAAGGUUAAGCUCUCUGACAUUAAAUUCUAAGUUUUCGUUUACUUACAUUUACGAUAUCAGCAUCAGCCACCGAGUCAAUCUGCUGAAGGACUGUGGAUGGUGGCACGUAAGAACCAGCAAUCAGAGCCUGGGACCCAACCUCAUCCAGGAAGCCCUCUGAAGACUCUACUGACAUUAGAUAUCCAGCUUUCAGCUUGUUCCUGUCCAAUAAAAAGCAGCAGUCAGUUCUGUAGAGCAAGGCAGUGUUAAAGUAUGUCCCCAAAACUCUUCAACAAGUUUUUGGUAAAUAGGCAAAUUAACAGUUACAGUGCUAAGGGUCUCCAUUCUGUUUCCUCACCAAGUAUUAUUUAUAAUUUGGAAGGGUGUAAUACAAACCUACACUGAAAACUUAA